Morus notabilis is the source of this 1790-nucleotide messenger RNA. RefSeq names its product lysine histidine transporter-like 8. Bases 119 to 1642 code for a protein of 507 amino acids. The transcript has 5 exons. The record is from RefSeq and is a predicted model, not a curated record. NCBI's taxonomy places the organism in Eukaryota, Viridiplantae, Streptophyta, Magnoliopsida, Rosales, Moraceae. Gene Ontology annotation, cellular component: plasma membrane.
CUCCCACAAAAUGUUUGAUGAAUUGCCCCACCAAAAUCCACAAUAAGUCUAUUCUUUUCCCCUUUUAUUUCACUUAUUAGUUAUACAAGUUUUGAUUGAGGAGUGUGUGAAGCCAGCCAUGGGAGAAGUUGUUAUAGUGAACUGCAAUAGCGGUGUAAUUGCAGAUUCGUUUUCUCGAGAUCUUUCGUUUAACGGCUCAACAAAAAGCUUUGAUUCUUUUCGAAUCCAUAGUAUUAACACAGACAGUCCCACGGGAGAUCAGGUGAUCGGUUUUCCGUCGUCUUCUUUGCAUUGGCCCGGCGGAGAGCUGAAUCCGCAGGACUCUUGGCUUCCCAUAACAGAGUCGAGGAAUGGCAGUGUUUUCUCUGCUGUUUUUCAUUUGUUGUGCUCUGGAAUUGGGUACCAGGCCCUGAUAUUGCCCGUCGCAUUCGCAACACUUGGAUGGGCAUGGGGAAUCAUAUGCUUGUCGCUGGCUUUUCUGUGGCAGCUCUACACCAUAUGGCUUCUCGUCAAUCUUCACGAAUCUGCUGAUUCUGGGGUUCGUUAUAGUAGAUAUGUCCACCUCAGUGUUACUGCCUUCGGUGAAAAGCUAGGGAAGUUACUAGCCAUAUUCCCGGUGAUGUAUCUCUCAGGAGGAACAUGUGCAAUGCUAAUAAUCAAUGGAGGCGGAGCAAUGCAACUUUUCUACCGAAACUUGUGCGGUGAUGGGGCGGAUGCCAUAUGCGACGGCAAGGCAGUGAGCGGGGCGCAGUGGUUCUUGGUGUUCACUUGCAUUGCCAUUCUGGUGGCUCAGCUUCCCAAUUUGAAUUCCAUUACUAGGGUCUCACUCAUUGGAGCCAUCACAGCCCUUAGCUAUACUUCGAUCCUUUGGGCCCUUCCCAUAAGCAAAGAUAGGCCCAACAAUAUAUCUUACCAACCCCUCCAAACAAAGGAGUCUGGCAUGGACAAAUUUGGUUCUAUUUUCAAUGCCGUUGGAAUCAUUCUUCUUUCUUUUAAAGGCCAUAACGUCAUCCUUGAGAUUCAAGCAACAUUGCCUUCAAGUCCAAAACACUCAUCGCAUAAGACAAUGUGGGCAGGGGUCAUUGUAUCAUACCUACAAAUAGCCAUGUGUUUGUUUCCCCUUGCCAUAGCCGGAUUUUGGGCUUAUGGAAACAAGAUCCCGGCGGACGGAGGAAUGCUGAGGGCACUAUCGGAAUUUCACAGACAAGACAUCUCCAAAUUUGUGAUGGGCCUAAUCUACCUCCUAAUAAUAAUAAACGGCAUAAGUACAUUCCAAAUAUAUGCCAUGAUAGUUUUCGACAAUUUGGAGUUGAGAUACACAAGCAUUAGAAAGAAGAGAUGCGCAAGGUGGGUUCGCACAGCAAUCCGUCUCUUGUUUGGAGGUCUGGUUUACCUUAUAUCAGUGGCUUUUCCAUUCUUGGGAAGCUUGGCGCCACUAAUUGGAGGCCUCACAAUGCCCUUGACAUAUGCCUAUCCAUGUUUCAUGUGGAUAUCAAUCAAGAAACCUCGCCAAAAUGGUGCAAUGUGGUUUGUCAAUAUUGGGCUUGGUUGCUUGGGCCUUAUUUUGUGCGUCUUGCUAGUUGUUUCAGCAAUAUGGAACUUGGCGGACAAAGGCCUAAAUGCCAAUUUUUUCAAUCCUUAAGACACAUUUACUUCCAAAAUUAACAGAUAUGACUUUAAUUUAUACGGCAAGAUUAUGUGUAUUGUUACAACGAUCUAUAAGAUAGACCAAAGUUUACUCUGAUAUAUAUUUUGGAUGAUAAAGAAACGGAUUUACUUGGGGCGAAAAC